AUGCGCAAGGCGAAAGUUUUCAGCCACGAGACCGUCAUGCCACGCAUGUCGUGGUCGGCGCGCAACCUGUACAACAUGAUCGCUCGCUCCACCGUCCCCUUCCACGCCUCGCAGACUUCGUUCACCAAGACCUCGCUCACCAUGUACCAGCAGCGAUGGCGCUCCAAGCGCUUCCUCCGCGCAUAUCACGGCGACUGGAUCCCAGAAAAGCGCUUCAAGCGCUGGUUCCUCCCCACCGAGCUCCCCAGCUUCGUCCCGCCCCAGGUCUCCGCCGCAACCGCCUCGGGCGUCUCGUCCGGCUCGUCCACCUCUGGUCCUCGACGCGGCGGUCUUUUUGAUAAGGCGCUCCAGGCACGCAGGGCACCUGCUGCCCCCGCAGCUGGCGCACCGUCCGCGUCCGGCUCCGGCUCGUCCUACGCCACCGUCACACAGCAAAAGGCGCUCGAAGAGAUGGACGCCAUGCCUACCGCUUCGCUCUUCAUGCGCGACAUUGAGCGCCGACUCGACGUCGUCGUCUUCCGCUCGUGCUUCGCUCGCUCCGCCUACGAGUCCAGGGCCAUGGUCGUGCAGGGCAAGGUCAAGAUCAACGGCACCAAGUGCUCCAACCCCAACCAGCUGCUGCAGCCUGGCGACCUUAUCAGCGUCGAGCCUUCUGCCGUGCCCAUGCUCAGCGAGGAGCUCGCAAAGAAGGCAAAGCAGCAGAGGAUCAACGACGCCGUCUCGGGCGAGGCCGACGCAACCGAGGCUGCCCAGGCGAGCGAGGCCGCCGAAGCCAGUGCAGAGUCUGCGCCAGCUUCCGAGGCCAAGGAGGGCGAGGCAGCUGCUGAGUCUGCUGAUGCCUCCACACAAGCGUCGGCCGAGGCCGAGGCAUCGUCCGAGAACGCUGGUGACAAGGCCGACGCUUCUGCCGCUCGCGCGGACAAGGGCAAGGGCAAGGAGAAGGAAAAGAUGCUUCCGCCCGGAGUGCGACCUUUCACGCUGCCGGACUAUGCUGCGCCGUUCCUGUUCGUGCCACCCUACCUCGAGGUGUCCUUUGCCACAUGUUCGACGAUCUAUGUUCGACACCCGACCAUUGUUCCAUACAAGACGGUGGGUGCGGAUGGAAAGCAGCGUUGGACGUUCCGUACCGAUCUGCCUUCGCCCUACCCGGCGGGCGGCGAGCUCUACUCGAUGGCCUGGGAACACUAUACGCGCAAUGCGCCGCGCACGCGUGCCGAUGCGCGACGCACCAAGCUCGAGGCGCGCGUGGGCCGUAACGGCUUCGAGUCGCAGCGCGCAAAGGACCAGAACUCCAAGCGAUCCGCUCUGCGCAGGGGCUGGGGAAGGACAAAGCCCGUUUCGGGUUGGAGAAGGCAUCUUGCAGCUGCUCAGGCCAGACAAGAAUCGCACACCCAGUCAGCGGCUCGUGUCGUCGCUUAG
This is a messenger RNA of Moesziomyces antarcticus, 1419 nucleotides long. RefSeq names its product alpha-L RNA-binding motif-containing protein. The coding region runs from base 1 to 1419 and encodes 472 amino acids. Gene Ontology annotation, cellular component: mitochondrial small ribosomal subunit. Gene Ontology annotation, molecular function: rRNA binding; structural constituent of ribosome. Lineage: Eukaryota; Fungi; Basidiomycota; Ustilaginomycetes; Ustilaginales; Ustilaginaceae. The record is from RefSeq and is a predicted model, not a curated record. Gene Ontology annotation, biological process: positive regulation of translational fidelity. The transcript has a single exon.